Cyclocybe aegerita is the source of this 1446-nucleotide messenger RNA. Lineage: Eukaryota; Fungi; Basidiomycota; Agaricomycetes; Agaricales; Hemipholiotaceae. The record is from the annotation of a GenBank genome assembly.
AUGUCGAGAUUCCUCCGCGUUACCGUGCUCGGUCUUAUUCUCAUCGCUCAUGUCGCUGUUGCUCACGAACACCACGAUGAAGUUCCAGAGGAAGAGGCGAGCCAGCCCGUAGACACGAUCCUAUGGCUCCACAUGUUCCUGCAAGGCAUUGUCUGGGGCAUUAUGUUCCCCAUCGGCAUGGUCCUUGGGUUGACGAGGAGUCGAUGGCAUGUACCCUUGCAAGCGACAGGUUAUGCCCUCACUGCGGGUGGUUACAUCCUGGGUCACGCCCACAAAGGACGCCAGUUUCUUCCCUCCGCUCACGGCAAGUUCGCCACGAUCCUCUUCGUGCCCAUCGCCGCGCAAUUAGCCAUCGGAAUCUACCUAAAGCUGCACAUCCAUGAAAAGUCGAUUCGUCCGUACUUCGUUGUCUUGCAUGGCAUAAUCGGAAAGCUCUAUCCCAUCUUCGGAUGGACACAAGCGCUUUUUGGCGUGCUGGCGUUCAGAGGAUACUGUCGCGGGUUUCACCUUGGUCAGUGCCUUGCUCAUUAUAUUAUGGGCAGCGGAUUCGUCGCGUACGCAGUUAUUAUGACCAUCAUUCUCGUCAUUGGAGAGCAAUGGAUGCGGAGGAGUGGACGGAGUCCCGAGGUUUUCGAUUCAUGGGUUAUCACAGCAUGGGGAAUCUUCAACACUUUCACGGAACAUCAUGGCGGCGCCUGGUCUGCAAAGGACAUGCAGCAUACCAUCUUGGGUGUUCUAUGGUGGACUGGAGGCAUGCUGGGAAUUUAUCUAUCGAGAAACAACCAGCGCAAUGUGGUUCCAGCCAUUAUCCUCUUCCUCACUGGAUGGGGGAUGUCAGAACACGCGCAAGCUCUCAUGAUCUCAACAAAGGUUCAUGCGAUGUUUGGACACACCCUUAUGCUAGCAGGAGUUACCCGAACUCUAGAAGUCUGCUACUUCGCGCCAUCGUAUGCUUCGGAUCACACCGAUGAUGACACGACGAGCGAGCACACUCUCGCCGAUGGCACGAACGCAAGGAAUACAUCUUCGGCGAAGGCAGCUGCAUCAAGAUCGUUCCGCUACCUGACACCUUUCUUGCUCACAGCUGCAGGGCUAUUAUUCAUGUCAGCGACCGACGAGGAGCUGGAAUACGUGCAGGAGAUCCACAUGGACCACGUCACUUAUAUCCUCAUCAUGUUCAGCACCGCGUUCCUCAUCUACACAUUUAUCGUCGUGCUUAUUAACCUAUACACCACCACCGGCCGCAACGCCUCAAACUCGAACAGCAAGGUUGUAGACGAUGGUAACAUCGAGAUGGUCAUUCCUGGUGGAAGGAGCAAGUGGUAUUCACGCGUGCCGACACGGGGUGGGAGUGCGAGCGGGGUUAGAGCAAAUGCUCUACCGACCCAUGUGUUAGGAGAGGAUGAGGAAGAAGAGGAUAUGAUGGCACCUCAGUUGCGAAUAUGA